Molecule: messenger RNA, 368 nt
Organism: Diversispora eburnea
Lineage: Eukaryota; Fungi; Glomeromycota; Glomeromycetes; Diversisporales; Diversisporaceae
Source: the annotation of a GenBank genome assembly
AUUAUUGUGAAUUGUUUGAGGAAGUAACAAUAGAUAAGGAUGAAGAGAAAAUGGCAACUGAAAAGGGAUUGGACAUCGGCAAUAUCGAUAUUCAAGAUGAUGAUGAGGAAAGUGAUAAUAGAAACGUCAAUGACAAAAAAGAGGAAGAAUUUUCUUGUCAUGGACCUCCGGCUACAUUCAAAACUCUUCUUUAUUUUGGAUCAGGAAUUGUAAGAACAGAUUUACAUGAAAUUUUUGAUCCAAUAGAUAAUGAUUAUAUUACGAACAAAAUACAUUAUUUCCUUAUAGAUUUUUUUAAUUCUGAUCAUGAAAAAGAAGAUAUCGCAGGUGACCUGGUUGAAACUUUCGAAACUGAAUCAUCCAUGUGA